This is a messenger RNA of Pocillopora damicornis (cauliflower coral), 2334 nucleotides long. RefSeq lists its product as uncharacterized. Lineage: Eukaryota; Metazoa; Cnidaria; Anthozoa; Scleractinia; Pocilloporidae. Gene Ontology annotation, cellular component: trans-Golgi network. The record is from RefSeq and is a predicted model, not a curated record.
UUCGUUGAAAGCACAUCGAGCAGCACAUCCCCUCAGCGUGAACGGCUUUUGAUUCUGAGUACAAGCACAAGUAUUGAUUGAGAGGAAACAUUUUAGCAGGUUCACCUAACUGUGUAAUGGAGCAGUCAUUAAUUAUUUGUCGCCUGGGGUAUCACAGGAUUUUGGUUGUGUCAAGAUUAAGUUUACGUGACCACCCAUAAGGCUAUGAAUUAUUAUUAAUUCUUAUGCUCCCCCAACCCCCCAUUGCAAGGUAAUUGGCAGUCAAUGUUGUAUAGUCCUUCUUUUAAACUCUGUUUGAGACGACUGAGACGACUGUUACCCCUGAAAACUAUGUGAUCCAUUAGAAAACCUCCAACUCCCCUCCCCAGGCCCCCUCCCCGGCCAUAACAGAUAAGUCUGAUAAGUAACAAUAACUCUUUAUUUGUCAUAAGAUAAAGUUACAUGUACAUAUUCAGUGUUACGUUACGAUUCUAAAAAUAUGUAUUCAAAAUAGCCAGCAAAGAGACGAAUACUAAUUGGUUCUUAAAUUACAGCUGUACGAUUAAGAAAGGGAACCAACCUUGAUUCGCUGUCUAUUCUCUUGUGACGAUUCCGCCGUAGUUGACGCUUUAAAAAGUUAUGAAUAAAAUGGCAAUAGAAAAAGGUUUUCCUUGUAACUCUUCUAUUUUAGAAAUCGAGGAAGGAGGGGUGCUAAUUCAAGAGGGGUACUUGUUUAACAUUAUGGCCAAUGGGUUGGUGCUAAUUCAGGGGAUAGCGCUGAUUACAGUAUGGGUGCCUAUUCGAGGAAAUGCAGUGUUUGUGCAAGCGAAGCUUCAAGGAUUUAAAAACGGCACCUUUUUUCCAGUUUUAACACAGAUAGCCCAAGCUCGCAAAUGAGCCUCCGUAAAUAUGCUAAAAAUCUUACGUUACGCAAUGGGCGAAAUAUAAGGAGCUUUAGAAAAAUAAACGGUUGCACCUUCAACCUAAAAAAAAACUAGUUUUGAAAAAAAACAAAACAAUAUUACCUCGCGUAGGAGAUUGUUCCUUUGUACAGUGUGAGUUUUCUGAGCUGAUUUGGGACCUUUUAAUUCGGUUUGAGCUCAUCUGCUUUGCCCUUUAUAGAAUCCUUGGGUUUAGAGUGCGACAGUUUAGUCGCAUAUCGUGACCCUAAAUGUCGCCCAUGCAUUACGCAACGAAGACACAUUUGCUCAUUUUGCAAGCUUGAGCCACCGGUGGUUUAAUUUGAACUGUCCGUUUUAAAUUUUCUCAGCCAAUGCUAGCAAAAGAAAAAAACGCUCACAAGGAGAACUCUAAAUAAUCUCUCUUUUUUCAUUUUGAAAUGGGUUGGGAAUUGCAAGGUCAUUUACCGGUUAACGAACCUCGCCCGUUCCCCCUCCCACCUCCCGGUAAAGGUAAAUUUGGAACAACCUUGGCACGCCGCUGUUGCAAAAUAGAUCGCAGUACCUGAUUGGCUGGAUCAUGUACAUGAUCUGAACAGACAUCUACAUAAUAAUUAUAUGUCCAAAAUGGCGCAAUUAGUAAGUAAAGGCCUUCUACUAUUAUUCAUCAUACUAAGGGUCGCAAUUUCUUCAUCGGAAGAGUCCUGCGAUAAGGUUGAUGUAUGUACAUGCAAGUUCAAGAAUGGUUCGACAGUCAGUUUGAAAGAUGCGGACGGUGGUUCAAAACCGAGCUUCACAAAUAUAGGUGGCAGCUCUGGCCGCUUUUUUGACUGGAAUCCAUGCACACCAUUCGAUGACCCAAAUGAUUCUCUAGGCUGUAAACAAGUCAUGGUUUGUCAAAUAGCCACCUCCACUGGGAUCCCUGCUGGAAGCAAAGAUACCAGUUUUAGUGUGGAUGCUUCUGGCAAUGUAGUUAUUUCAUAUGGAGUCAUAGAAGGUGGACAGCCUACCCAUGGAAGGAUGUCUAAAAUAACUUUGGUGUGCGAUCGAAGUGCAACAGGGAAUGGAAAAAUAUCAGAAUUUACAGAAUCUGGAGCAAGCACAGGAACCUCAACAUAUAGUGGAACAUUAAAAUCAAAGUAUGCAUGUGCCGAAGGAGGAUCAUCAGGAGGUCUCAGCGUUGGCAGUAUACUUCUUAUUAUCUUUUUUCCAUUAGUUCUCAUGUACAUUAUCAUCGGAGUGUUGAUAAACCGAUAUGGCCGUGGUGUAGAGAGCAUGCCAGAGUUAUUACCAAAUCACUCUUUCUGGGCCGACUUUCCUUUCCUUGUAAAGGACGGAAUUGUGUUCACUGGUGGUGCGAUCAAAAAUGGAUGUUCCUCUCUGAGUAGCAAAUUCAAGAAAGAUGGCUACGCUGAGAUUUAAGCUAAUAUAUUAAUUUUAUGCAACGCAAUUCAAA